This is a messenger RNA of Biomphalaria glabrata, 19157 nucleotides long. RefSeq lists its product as uncharacterized. Lineage: Eukaryota; Metazoa; Mollusca; Gastropoda; Planorbidae. The transcript has 145 exons. The record is from RefSeq and is a predicted model, not a curated record. Gene Ontology annotation, molecular function: calcium ion binding. The coding region runs from base 23 to 19039 and encodes 6338 amino acids.
ACUAAAGCCAACCAGCGAGGACAUGGGGACUGCCAGCCUGAUCAUCCUGAUUUGUUAUUUGCUGGUGUUUCCAAUUCAGAUCUUGGCUUGGGAUGGCACGGAAAUAUUCCACAGACACUAUUAUGUGAGAGUGACUUUCUACGAUCCUGACUACGCAGAGGCUGACAAUAUUAUACAAGUGCUAAAAGACUCAAUCUUCUUCAUUUAUGGAGACGGCGCCUUCUCUACAAAUACAAGUCUUUUGCAGACAUGGCCAAGCAAAGUUAUAAUAUUUGAUGUAGCCAGCAAUGUGGACUCUGUGUGUCCCAAUGACAUCUAUGCACAAUCAUUCCCACAUUACUUAGCGUUGACGACAAAGGAAAAUUACAAGAAAGAUUGGCUCUUCAAAGUUUUCAAUACUUUUGAAAAUGCUCAACAAGAUAAGGACGCUUACAAGCUGAAUGUGUGUUCCUUGGGUAAUUAUUGGAUGGAUCAACUUAUAAUAGAUGCUAUUGUACAAAAAUGUGUGAAUUCAUACUUUCUACCGUCUUUUCAAGAGUACUGUCAAGAAGGCUACCAGGCGACCAAUGCAAGCUGUGAGCCCUGUGAGCAAGGGAAGACAACUCUUUUAACAGACAUAAACAUUCUCCAAAUUUGUGUUGACGACUGCAGUCCUGGCUACUUCUAUAGUCUUCAAACUCUAAGUUGUCAACAAUGUCCACGUGGAACAUAUUGGAGUUCUUUUGACAAAUUGUGUCAUCUGUGUCCAGACACUACAUCCAUCAACUACAACCCAUCACUAUGUCCGAACAACACAGAGGUGAUCACAAAUAGUUUGGUGAACAUUGAAGUUGACGUCUCUAUCAAGACCACGUACUGCCUUCAGGCUGGAGGAUACCCGACAGCAGCAGAAGCAGAAAAGGAAACAAAAUCUUACUGGGAUCAACUGAUGGGAUGGUUCCGUGUAUCUCGAGAAAUCUGCCCCUGGGCUCACUGUUAUCAAAAACAUGUGUUCGCAAUCUCAAAUGAAACCUGUACGCCAGACCCCAGCUGUACAAAUGGAGCACCUUGUAAUCUUUUUCGAAUACGGUACCGAAUAGGUCUUUAUCAUGUGAGACUUUAUGAGAAUGCAUCGAAUGGGCACAUAAUGGUCAACACUUUAGACUAUUUAUUACAGUUUUUUACUGCUAUCGCUACUUUGUAUCCCCAGUGGGAAUAUGAACAAAACAUAUUGGAGCUUCCAUUUCAUCCAACUGUAUCAUUUGUUGAUGACGUCAAUAAAAGAAUAGUGUAUGCUUCAAUCUACACCAAUCAUUUGUAUCCGAUAGAUACGUACAAUUAUGCAAUAGCCAAGAACAUGCCAGAAUUCAUACCAGUUCUAGAAAUGCCAACUGCAAUGAACACAUCGAUGUGGUUCAAGAAAGAUGUCAAUGAUGAUUUGCUUUACCGCUUCCUGGAAACGGAACUCAACAUAGACCUGGAUAGUAACAUUCCAUAUAGCAUGUUUUAUAUAAUACUUUACAGAAAUAUACAACAUACACAAGUUCUGAACAUAGAUGUAUGUGCCGUGGCCAAUCAGUUGAGGCGUUCUUCAAGAAUAUGUACAACAGGAAAUGUUUGUAUUCAACAAAUCAAUGGGACAUUUUCGUGUUAUGAUGAUACUGAAUGUGGUAACUGGAACUGGGGAACUAACUGUUCGACUCCGUGCGACUGCUACAGAAAUGGCACUCAACGGUGUGGGAAAACGUACGGUACCUGUAUCUGCAAACCUGGAUUUCAUACAACUGUGAACUGUGACAAGGACAUCGAUGAAUGCCAAGCAUGCUGGGUGGGAACAAGAUGCGUUAACUUUGAAGGCGGUUAUGAAUGUGUUCCCUGCGACUGGAGAUACGGAAUUGAUUGCUCACACAAGUGUCUUUGUAACCAGACCAACACUGAGCAAUGUAACGGAGAUGGCUCGUGCAGGUGUAAGACAAACUUCAGGGGGACUUACUGUGACGAGAUUAUCGAUUUCUGCUACCAGCAAUGCCAAGGUGAUCACGAGUUCUGCAUGGCGAAAGAAUCCGGCUUCGAGUGUGGCUGCUAUACUGGCUACAUCUUUAACUCCAGCGCUGAGCCCAGAUAUUGUCAAGCCUGUCCAAAUUGGACAUGGAACACUGACUGUACAAGUCCAUGUGAAUGCAAUAUAAAUACUACACUGGAAUGUAACACUGUGACUGGGACAUGCCUAUGUCAACCUGGGUUUCAAGAUACGCAGUGCGACAUGGACAUAGAUGAAUGUGCUGUACCCCACGCCUGUGCUGAUAACUCAGAAUGUGUCAAUACAUACGGCAGCUAUAAAUGUUUAAGCCCUGAAGUAUAUAUGAAAGUAUCUAUUCUGCAAACCAUUCCCGAGGAAAACAUUCAACUACUACUUGAUGGCCUUAAAGGGAGAGUACAAGAAGUUAGCGAUUACUAUUCUUACAGUUCUAUUGACAACACAUUGAAACUGACAUUUUCCUUACAUAGAGCCAAAUAUGACAUGACUGGAACAGAUGUCAUUGUAAUAAUCAGCCUCGCCCAAUCAGGUGUAAUAAAAAGUGAUAUGUUGGUGAUGGAUUUCUUGGACAGUUUUCAAGCUUCAAAGAGAGUGACGUCGAAUGAAGUAGCGUUUGAAAUUGAGUCCAUUAGAGUGUAUAAGAGCUUGACUGAUGCUGAUCUUGAUGUAUAUCCGAUAAUUUACAAAAUGUGCCAAAAUUAUGGAAAAUGCUCUUCGAUUACCAAAUGUUUAAACACAGAGUUUCUACCCAUAUGCCAAGAAAUAUGUGAUUAUGGCAUGUAUGCUGAUAAGAAGGAUUGUCAAAUAUGUAGUGAUGGGAAAACCACUUUAGUCAGAGGAGCUGAUUCACAAUAUUAUUGCAUUGAAAGAUGUAAUCCUGGAUAUAAUUUUGCUCUUGACAAACUAACCUGCGAACUGUGCCCACAAGAAAUGUACUGGAGUGAUGCAGAUAAUGCAUGUCAUGUCUGUCCAUACAUUUCAUUUAACUCAACCUCUUGUUCAAAUGGAGAAUGGAGGACAGUCAAUAACCCAUUUAUCAACAUUGAAAUGAAUGUUACCAUUGUGACUCCGAAGUGCCUGAAAGAUGAUCCUCAAUAUUUCAACAGUGUUGAUGAAAGAGAACUUGUUCGUCUUAUGAUCACACAAAGCAACCGUUACUCUAAUCGCUUUUGCUCACCCUAUUAUGGCUGCGAAAACAUACUUACCAACUAUGUUGGAAAUGCUGUUUGCAUUCCAGAUCCUAGCUGCACUGUAAAUACAACAUGCAAGUUGUUCCACACAAUUAUUCAAAUUGGCAUCUAUCACACCAGGAUUUAUACAUCAUCUGUUAGUUCCAGUAAUAAUCAUGAUCAAAGCACGGUAGACUUGCUUUUGAGAAGUCUUCACGAUAGUACUCAACUAAUUCAAUGGCUACCACUUAUGAACUACCCAGCCAUCAGAUUGGAACAGCCUUUCAAAAUAAGUGUUACAACCAUAGAGGAUGUUACUAAACAUAUUUUAUAUAUUUCACACACGGCCUGGAAUACAAAUAACCCCUAUGGAGUACUUCAGGUUUUAAACUCAAUGUUUCAAAAUAUACCAGAGUUUAUUAAGGCCUUCUUAUACAGUAAUAACAACAAUUAUUACUCCUACCCCUACAACUAUCUAUACCAUUCUGAAUAUGAAAUCUGGCUUCGGAAAGAUGUUGAUGACAAACUACUCAGAAAAAUUGCAGAAACAAUGGUUUUAUCUCAUGAAAAGCUUCAAGGAAACCUAACUGGACCAUUGUAUUUGUACAAGACACAACAAGAUAGAGCUGAUGAAACUAUGGCUGUAAAUUGGAGUGAAAUAAUCAACAGUCUUUCUGUUGCCCAAUACUUCUGCAAUGGAGGAAAUUUCAUCAUCUCUAACAGCAACUCAUUGAAUUUUGACUGUGUCGAAACAUGUGGAAAUUGGAUGUGGGGAGAAAACUGCACAGCAGUAUGCAACUGUGCACAUAACAAUACAGUAGUUUGUGAAAAAUAUCAAGGAGCUUGUAUUUGUGCAUCCAAUUUUGAAGGUUCAGACUGUGAAAAACUCUUGGAUCGCUGUUCAAGAUAUUCUCCUUGUGACCAGUACUCUGACUGCAUCAACAGGUUGGGUGAUUAUGAGUGCAAAUGUCAUGAUGGCUACAAAAGAAAUCCAAACAAUCCCAAUAUUUGUGAAGCAUGCAGUAGCUGGACAUUUGGCUCUGACUGUAACUCUUCAUGUAGUUGUCACACUGAUAAUACAGAGAGCUGUGAUGGCUUGACUGGAAACUGUACAUGUAAAUCUGGAUUUGAAUCAACAUUGUGUGAUGUUGACAUGAAUGAAUGUCUACAAAAUGUUAGCCCUUGUGCUGAAAACUUGCAGUGUUACAAUACAUAUGGAAGCUAUCUGUGUUUUGAAAAAUUAGUCUACACAAAAUUGACCUUAGCUCAAACUAACCUAGGGAUCUACACAGAUCAAGUCAUUAACACCUUUCAACAAAUAUUGCAGUCUUGGAUGGAUCAAUAUUACUGGGGAAGCAUAAAAGUUAUUGUUGCAUCCUAUGACAUUAGGCACAGCUCAAGCAGUACAGAUAUUUUCUAUAAACUCAUUACUCUAUAUGGAAGUCAAUUCCUAGACUCUUAUUUGACACAGAUAAUUUACAAUCAGUUAAUAACUCAAUCAAAACAGUUUUCAGUCAAUGGGACUGACUAUGAGAUUUCAUCAUUUAAAGUGUAUGAGACGGCUGAAGGAGCAACGUUUGACAUGAAUCCUAAAGUAUACAAAAUGUGUCAGUCUUUUGGGAUCUGUCCAUCAAACAGCACUUGUUUGAAUUCAGAAUUUCUUCCAAUCUGUCAAGAUAUCUGUGACUAUGGUUUGUAUGCUGAAAAAGAACAUUGUGUGGCCUGUGAGAUAGGAAAAACUACUUUAAUUCAGGGAGCAAAUUCACAACGUUACUGCAUUGAAAAUUGCAAGCCUGGUUACUACCUGUCUCUUGACAAAUUGACCUGUGAACCUUGUCCACAAAACAUGUACUGGAGUGAUGCAGAUAAUACUUGUCACCUCUGUCCAUUCACUUCUUACAACUCAACCUCUUGUCUGGAUGGAGAAUGGAGGACGGUCAAUAACCCAUUUAUCAACAUUGAAAUGAAUGUUACCAUUGUGACUCCGAAGUGCCUGAAAGAUGAUCCUCAAUAUUUCAACAGUGUUGAUGAAAGAGAACUUGUUCGUCUUAUGAUCACACAAAGCAACCGUUACUCUAAUCGCUUUUGCUCACCCUAUUAUGGCUGCGAAAACAUACUUACCAACUAUGUUGGAAAUGCUGUUUGCAUUCCAGAUCCUAGCUGCACUGUAAAUACAACAUGCAAGUUGUUCCACACAAUUAUUCAAAUUGGCAUCUAUCACACCAGGAUUUAUACAUCAUCUGUUAGUUCCAGUAAUAAUCAUGAUCAAAGCACGGUAGACUUGCUUUUGAGAAGUCUUCACGAUAGUACUCAACUAAUUCAAUGGCUACCACUUAUGAACUACCCAGCCAUCAGAUUGGAACAGCCUUUCAAAAUAAGUGUUACAACCAUAGAGGAUGUUACUAAACAUAUUUUAUAUAUUUCACACACGGCCUGGAAUACAAAUAACCCCUAUGGAGUACUUCAGGUUUUAAACUCAAUGUUUCAAAAUAUACCAGAGUUUAUUAAGGCCUUCUUAUACAGUAAUAACAACAAUUAUUACUCCUACCCCUACAACUAUCUAUACCAUUCUGAAUAUGAAAUCUGGCUUCGGAAAGAUGUUGAUGACAAACUACUCAGAAAAAUUGCAGAAACAAUGGUUUUAUCUCAUGAAAAGCUUCAAGGAAACCUAACUGGACCAUUGUAUUUGUACAAGACACAACAAGAUAGAGCUGAUGAAACUAUGGCUGUAAAUUGGAGUGAAAUAAUCAACAGUCUUUCUGUUGCCCAAUACUUCUGCAAUGGAGGAAAUUUCAUCAUCUCUAACAGCAACUCAUUGAAUUUUGACUGUGUCGAAACAUGUGGAAAUUGGAUGUGGGGAGAAAACUGCACAGCAGUAUGCAACUGUGCACAUAACAAUACAGUAGUUUGUGAAAAAUAUCAAGGAGCUUGUAUUUGUGCAUCCAAUUUUGAAGGUUCAGACUGUGAAAAACUCUUGGAUCGCUGUUCAAGAUAUUCUCCUUGUGACCAGUACUCUGACUGCAUCAACAGGUUGGGUGAUUAUGAGUGCAAAUGUCAUGAUGGCUACAAAAGAAAUCCAAACAAUCCCAAUAUUUGUGAAGCAUGCAGUAGCUGGACAUUUGGCUCUGACUGUAACUCUUCAUGUAGUUGUCACACUGAUAAUACAGAGAGCUGUGAUGGCUUGACUGGAAACUGUACAUGUAAAUCUGGAUUUGAAUCAACAUUGUGUGAUGUUGACAUGAAUGAAUGUCUACAAAAUGUUAGCCCUUGUGCUGAAAACUUGCAGUGUUACAAUACAUAUGGAAGCUAUCUGUGUUUUGAAAAAUUAGUCUACACAAAAUUGACCUUAGCUCAAACUAACCUAGGGAUCUACACAGAUCAAGUCAUUAACACCUUUCAACAAAUAUUGCAGUCUUGGAUGGAUCAAUAUUACUGGGGAAGCAUAAAAGUUAUUGUUGCAUCCUAUGACAUUAGGCACAGCUCAAGCAGUACAGAUAUUUUCUAUAAACUCAUUACUCUAUAUGGAAGUCAAUUCCUAGACUCUUAUUUGACACAGAUAAUUUACAAUCAGUUAAUAACUCAAUCAAAACAGUUUUCAGUCAAUGGGACUGACUAUGAGAUUUCAUCAUUUAAAGUGUAUGAGACGGCUGAAGGAGCAACGUUUGACAUGAAUCCUAAAGUAUACAAAAUGUGUCAGUCUUUUGGGAUCUGUCCAUCAAACAGCACUUGUUUGAAUUCAGAAUUUCUUCCAAUCUGUCAAGAUAUCUGUGACUAUGGUUUGUAUGCUGAAAAAGAACAUUGUGUGGCCUGUGAGAUAGGAAAAACUACUUUAAUUCAGGGAGCAAAUUCACAACGUUACUGCAUUGAAAAUUGCAAGCCUGGUUACUACCUGUCUCUUGACAAAUUGACCUGUGAACCUUGUCCACAAAACAUGUACUGGAGUGAUGCAGAUAAUACUUGUCACCUCUGUCCAUUCACUUCUUACAACUCAACCUCUUGUCUGGAUGGAGAAUGGAGGACGGUCAAUAACCCAUUUAUCAACAUUGAAAUGAAUGUUACCAUUGUGACUCCGAAGUGCCUGAAAGAUGAUCCUCAAUAUUUCAACAGUGUUGAUGAAAGAGAACUUGUUCGUCUUAUGAUCACACAAAGCAACCGUUACUCUAAUCGCUUUUGCUCACCCUAUUAUGGCUGCGAAAACAUACUUACCAACUAUGUUGGAAAUGCUGUUUGCAUUCCAGAUCCUAGCUGCACUGUAAAUACAACAUGCAAGUUGUUCCACACAAUUAUUCAAAUUGGCAUCUAUCACACCAGGAUUUAUACAUCAUCUGUUAGUUCCAGUAAUAAUCAUGAUCAAAGCACGGUAGACUUGCUUUUGAGAAGUCUUCACGAUAGUACUCAACUAAUUCAAUGGCUACCACUUAUGAACUACCCAGCCAUCAGAUUGGAACAGCCUUUCAAAAUAAGUGUUACAACCAUAGAGGAUGUUACUAAACAUAUUUUAUAUAUUUCACACACGGCCUGGAAUACAAAUAACCCCUAUGGAGUACUUCAGGUUUUAAACUCAAUGUUUCAAAAUAUACCAGAGUUUAUUAAGGCCUUCUUAUACAGUAAUAACAACAAUUAUUACUCCUACCCCUACAACUAUCUAUACCAUUCUGAAUAUGAAAUCUGGCUUCGGAAAGAUGUUGAUGACAAACUACUCAGAAAAAUUGCAGAAACAAUGGUUUUAUCUCAUGAAAAGCUUCAAGGAAACCUAACUGGACCAUUGUAUUUGUACAAGACACAACAAGAUAGAGCUGAUGAAACUAUGGCUGUAAAUUGGAGUGAAAUAAUCAACAGUCUUUCUGUUGCCCAAUACUUCUGCAAUGGAGGAAAUUUCAUCAUCUCUAACAGCAACUCAUUGAAUUUUGACUGUGUCGAAACAUGUGGAAAUUGGAUGUGGGGAGAAAACUGCACAGCAGUAUGCAACUGUGCACAUAACAAUACAGUAGUUUGUGAAAAAUAUCAAGGAGCUUGUAUUUGUGCAUCCAAUUUUGAAGGUUCAGACUGUGAAAAACUCUUGGAUCGCUGUUCAAGAUAUUCUCCUUGUGACCAGUACUCUGACUGCAUCAACAGGUUGGGUGAUUAUGAGUGCAAAUGUCAUGAUGGCUACAAAAGAAAUCCAAACAAUCCCAAUAUUUGUGAAGCAUGCAGUAGCUGGACAUUUGGCUCUGACUGUAACUCUUCAUGUAGUUGUCACACUGAUAAUACAGAGAGCUGUGAUGGCUUGACUGGAAACUGUACAUGUAAAUCUGGAUUUGAAUCAACAUUGUGUGAUGUUGACAUGAAUGAAUGUCUACAAAAUGUUAGCCCUUGUGCUGAAAACUUGCAGUGUUACAAUACAUAUGGAAGCUAUCUGUGUUUUGAAAAAUUAGUCUACACAAAAUUGACCUUAGCUCAAACUAACCUAGGGAUCUACACAGAUCAAGUCAUUAACACCUUUCAACAAAUAUUGCAGUCUUGGAUGGAUCAAUAUUACUGGGGAAGCAUAAAAGUUAUUGUUGCAUCCUAUGACAUUAGGCACAGCUCAAGCAGUACAGAUAUUUUCUAUAAACUCAUUACUCUAUAUGGAAGUCAAUUCCUAGACUCUUAUUUGACACAGAUAAUUUACAAUCAGUUAAUAACUCAAUCAAAACAGUUUUCAGUCAAUGGGACUGACUAUGAGAUUUCAUCAUUUAAAGUGUAUGAGACGGCUGAAGGAGCAACGUUUGACAUGAAUCCUAAAGUAUACAAAAUGUGUCAGUCUUUUGGGAUCUGUCCAUCAAACAGCACUUGUUUGAAUUCAGAAUUUCUUCCAAUCUGUCAAGAUAUCUGUGACUAUGGUUUGUAUGCUGAAAAAGAACAUUGUGUGGCCUGUGAGAUAGGAAAAACUACUUUAAUUCAGGGAGCAAAUUCACAACGUUACUGCAUUGAAAAUUGCAAGCCUGGUUACUACCUGUCUCUUGAUAAAUUGACCUGUGAACCUUGUCCACAAAACAUGUACUGGAGUGAUGCAGAUAAUACUUGUCACCUCUGUCCAUUCACUUCUUACAACUCAACCUCUUGUCUGGAUGGAGAAUGGAGGACGGUCAAUAACCCAUUUAUCAACAUUGAAAUGAAUGUUACCAUUGUGACUCCGAAGUGCCUGAAAGAUGAUCCUCAAUAUUUCAACAGUGUUGAUGAAAGAGAACUUGUUCGUCUUAUGAUCACACAAAGCAACCGUUACUCUAAUCGCUUUUGCUCACCCUAUUAUGGCUGCGAAAACAUACUUACCAACUAUGUUGGAAAUGCUGUUUGCAUUCCAGAUCCUAGCUGCACUGUAAAUACAACAUGCAAGUUGUUCCACACAAUUAUUCAAAUUGGCAUCUAUCACACCAGGAUUUAUACAUCAUCUGUUAGUUCCAGUAAUAAUCAUGAUCAAAGCACGGUAGACUUGCUUUUGAGAAGUCUUCACGAUAGUACUCAACUAAUUCAAUGGCUACCACUUAUGAACUACCCAGCCAUCAGAUUGGAACAGCCUUUCAAAAUAAGUGUUACAACCAUAGAGGAUGUUACUAAACAUAUUUUAUAUAUUUCACACACGGCCUGGAAUACAAAUAACCCCUAUGGAGUACUUCAGGUUUUAAACUCAAUGUUUCAAAAUAUACCAGAGUUUAUUAAGGCCUUCUUAUACAGUAAUAACAACAAUUAUUACUCCUACCCCUACAACUAUCUAUACCAUUCUGAAUAUGAAAUCUGGCUUCGGAAAGAUGUUGAUGACAAACUACUCAGAAAAAUUGCAGAAACAAUGGUUUUAUCUCAUGAAAAGCUUCAAGGAAACCUAACUGGACCAUUGUAUUUGUACAAGACACAACAAGAUAGAGCUGAUGAAACUAUGGCUGUAAAUUGGAGUGAAAUAAUCAACAGUCUUUCUGUUGCCCAAUACUUCUGCAAUGGAGGAAAUUUCAUCAUCUCUAACAGCAACUCAUUGAAUUUUGACUGUGUCGAAACAUGUGGAAAUUGGAUGUGGGGAGAAAACUGCACAGCAGUAUGCAACUGUGCACAUAACAAUACAGUAGUUUGUGAAAAAUAUCAAGGAGCUUGUAUUUGUGCAUCCAAUUUUGAAGGUUCAGACUGUGAAAAACUCUUGGAUCGCUGUUCAAGAUAUUCUCCUUGUGACCAGUACUCUGACUGCAUCAACAGGUUGGGUGAUUAUGAGUGCAAAUGUCAUGAUGGCUACAAAAGAAAUCCAAACAAUCCCAAUAUUUGUGAAGCAUGCAGUAGCUGGACAUUUGGCUCUGACUGUAACUCUUCAUGUAGUUGUCACACUGAUAAUACAGAGAGCUGUGAUGGCUUGACUGGAAACUGUACAUGUAAAUCUGGAUUUGAAUCAACAUUGUGUGAUGUUGACAUGAAUGAAUGUCUACAAAAUGUUAGCCCUUGUGCUGAAAACUUGCAGUGUUACAAUACAUAUGGAAGCUAUCUGUGUUUUGAAAAAUUAGUCUACACAAAAUUGACCUUAGCUCAAACUAACCUAGGGAUCUACACAGAUCAAGUCAUUAACACCUUUCAACAAAUAUUGCAGUCUUGGAUGGAUCAAUAUUACUGGGGAAGCAUAAAAGUUAUUGUUGCAUCCUAUGACAUUAGGCACAGCUCAAGCAGUACAGAUAUUUUCUAUAAACUCAUUACUCUAUAUGGAAGUCAAUUCCUAGACUCUUAUUUGACACAGAUAAUUUACAAUCAGUUAAUAACUCAAUCAAAACAGUUUUCAGUCAAUGGGACUGACUAUGAGAUUUCAUCAUUUAAAGUGUAUGAGACGGCUGAAGGAGCAACGUUUGACAUGAAUCCUAAAGUAUACAAAAUGUGUCAGUCUUUUGGGAUCUGUCCAUCAAACAGCACUUGUUUGAAUUCAGAAUUUCUUCCAAUCUGUCAAGAUAUCUGUGACUAUGGUUUGUAUGCUGAAAAAGAACAUUGUGUGGCCUGUGAGAUAGGAAAAACUACUUUAAUUCAGGGAGCAAAUUCACAACGUUACUGCAUUGAAAAUUGCAAGCCUGGUUACUACCUGUCUCUUGACAAAUUGACCUGUGAACCUUGUCCACAAAACAUGUACUGGAGUGAUGCAGAUAAUACUUGUCACCUCUGUCCAUUCACUUCUUACAACUCAACCUCUUGUCUGGAUGGAGAAUGGAGGACGGUCAAUAACCCAUUUAUCAACAUUGAAAUGAAUGUUACCAUUGUGACUCCGAAGUGCCUGAAAGAUGAUCCUCAAUAUUUCAACAGUGUUGAUGAAAGAGAACUUGUUCGUCUUAUGAUCACACAAAACAACCGUUACUCUAAUCGCUUUUGCUCACCCUAUUAUGGCUGCGAAAACAUACUUACCAACUAUGUUGGAAAUGCUGUUUGCAUUCCAGAUCCUAGCUGCACUGUAAAUACAACAUGCAAGUUGUUCCACACAAUUAUUCAAAUUGGCAUCUAUCACACCAGGAUUUAUACAUCAUCUGUUAGUUCCAGUAAUAAUCAUGAUCAAAGCACGGUAGACUUGCUUUUGAGAAGUCUUCACGAUAGUACUCAACUAAUUCAAUGGCUACCACUUAUGAACUAUCCAGCCAUCAGAUUGGAACAGCCUUUCAAAAUAAGUGUUACAACCAUAGAGGAUGUUACUAAACAUAUUUUAUAUAUUUCACACACGGCCUGGAAUACAAAUAACCCCUAUGGAGUACUUCAGGUUUUAAACUCAAUGUUUCAAAAUAUACCAGAGUUUAUUAAGGCCUUCUUAUACAGUAAUAACAACAAUUAUUACUCCUACCCCUACAACUAUCUAUACCAUUCUGAAUAUGAAAUCUGGCUUCGGAAAGAUGUUGAUGACAAAUUACUCAGAAAAAUUGCAGAAACAAUGGUUUUAUCUCAUGAAAAGCUUCAAGGAAACCUAACUGGACCAUUGUAUUUGUACAAGACACAACAAGAUAGAGCUGAUGAAACUAUGGCUGUAAAUUGGAGUGAAAUAAUCAACAGUCUUUCUGUUGCCCAAUACUUCUGCAAUGGAGGAAAUUUCAUCAUCUCUAACAGCAACUCAUUGAAUUUUGACUGUGUCGAAACAUGUGGAAAUUGGAUGUGGGGAGAAAACUGCACAGCAGUAUGCAACUGUGCACAUAACAAUACAGUAGUUUGUGAAAAAUAUCAAGGAGCUUGUAUUUGUGCAUCCAAUUUUGAAGGUUCAGACUGUGAAAAACUCUUGGAUCGCUGUUCAAGAUAUUCUCCUUGUGACCAGUACUCUGACUGCAUCAACAGGUUGGGUGAUUAUGAGUGCAAAUGUCAUGAUGGCUACAAAAGAAAUCCAAACAAUCCCAAUAUUUGUGAAGCAUGCAGUAGCUGGACAUUUGGCUCUGACUGUAACUCUUCAUGUAGUUGUCACACUGAUAAUACAGAGAGCUGUGAUGGCUUGACUGGAAACUGUACAUGUAAAUCUGGAUUUGAAUCAACAUUGUGUGAUGUUGACAUGAAUGAAUGUCUACAAAAUGUUAGCCCUUGUGCUGAAAACUUGCAGUGUUACAAUACAUAUGGAAGCUAUCUGUGUUUUGAAAAAUUAGUCUACACAAAAUUGACCUUAGCUCAAACUAACCUAGGGAUCUACACAGAUCAAGUCAUUAACACCUUUCAACAAAUAUUGCAGUCUUGGAUGGAUCAAUAUUACUGGGGAAGCAUAAAAGUUAUUGUUGCAUCCUAUGACAUUAGGCACAGCUCAAGCAGUACAGAUAUUUUCUAUAAACUCAUUACUCUAUAUGGAAGUCAAUUCCUAGACUCUUAUUUGACACAGAUAAUUUACAAUCAGUUAAUAACUCAAUCAAAACAGUUUUCAGUCAAUGGGACUGACUAUGAGAUUUCAUCAUUUAAAGUGUAUGAGACGGCUGAAGGAGCAACGUUUGACAUGAAUCCUAAAGUAUACAAAAUGUGUCAGUCUUUUGGGAUCUGUCCAUCAAACAGCACUUGUUUGAAUUCAGAAUUUCUUCCAAUCUGUCAAGAUAUCUGUGACUAUGGUUUGUAUGCUGAAAAAGAACAUUGUGUGGCCUGUGAGAUAGGAAAAACUACUUUAAUUCAGGGAGCAAAUUCACAACGUUACUGCAUUGAAAAUUGCAAGCCUGGUUACUACCUGUCUCUUGACAAAUUGACCUGUGAACCUUGUCCACAAAACAUGUACUGGAGUGAUGCAGAUAAUACUUGUCACCUCUGUCCAUUCACUUCUUACAACUCAACCUCUUGUCUGGAUGGAGAAUGGAGGACGGUCAAUAACCCAUUUAUCAACAUUGAAAUGAAUGUUACCAUUGUGACUCCGAAGUGCCUGAAAGAUGAUCCUCAAUAUUUCAACAGUGUUGAUGAAAGAGAACUUGUUCGUCUUAUGAUCACACAAAACAACCGUUACUCUAAUCGCUUUUGCUCACCCUAUUAUGGCUGCGAAAACAUACUUACCAACUAUGUUGGAAAUGCUGUUUGCAUUCCAGAUCCUAGCUGCACUGUAAAUACAACAUGCAAGUUGUUCCACACAAUUAUUCAAAUUGGCAUCUAUCACACCAGGAUUUAUACAUCAUCUGUUAGUUCCAGUAAUAAUCAUGAUCAAAGCACGGUAGACUUGCUUUUGAGAAGUCUUCACGAUAGUACUCAACUAAUUCAAUGGCUACCACUUAUGAACUAUCCAGCCAUCAGAUUGGAACAGCCUUUCAAAAUAAGUGUUACAACCAUAGAGGAUGUUACUAAACAUAUUUUAUAUAUUUCACACACGGCCUGGAAUACAAAUAACCCCUAUGGAGUACUUCAGGUUUUAAACUCAAUGUUUCAAAAUAUACCAGAGUUUAUUAAGGCCUUCUUAUACAGUAAUAACAACAAUUAUUACUCCUACCCCUACAACUAUCUAUACCAUUCUGAAUAUGAAAUCUGGCUUCGGAAAGAUGUUGAUGACAAAUUACUCAGAAAAAUUGCAGAAACAAUGGUUUUAUCUCAUGAAAAGCUUCAAGGAAACCUAACUGGACCAUUGUAUUUGUACAAGACACAACAAGAUAGAGCUGAUGAAACUAUGGCUGUAAAUUGGAGUGAAAUAAUCAACAGUCUUUCUGUUGCCCAAUACUUCUGCAAUGGAGGAAAUUUCAUCAUCUCUAACAGCAACUCAUUGAAUUUUGACUGUGUCGAAACAUGUGGAAAUUGGAUGUGGGGAGAAAACUGCACAGCAGUAUGCAACUGUGCACAUAACAAUACAGUAGUUUGUGAAAAAUAUCAAGGAGCUUGUAUUUGUGCAUCCAAUUUUGAAGGUUCAGACUGUGAAAAACUCUUGGAUCGCUGUUCAAGAUAUUCUCCUUGUGACCAGUACUCUGACUGCAUCAACAGGUUGGGUGAUUAUGAGUGCAAAUGUCAUGAUGGCUACAAAAGAAAUCCAAACAAUCCCAAUAUUUGUGAAGCAUGCAGUAGCUGGACAUUUGGCUCUGACUGUAACUCCUCAUGUAGUUGUCACACUGACAAUACAGAGAGCUGUGAUGACUUGAUUGGAAACUGUACAUGUAAAUCUGGAUUUGAAUCAACAUUGUGUGAUGUUGACAUCAAUGAAUGUCUACAAAAAGUUAGCCCUUGUGCUGAAAACUUGCAGUGUUACAAUACAUAUGGAAGCUAUCUAUGUGUUGAAAACUUUGUCUACUCAAAAUUAACCUUAGCCCAAGCCAACUUAGGGAAUGACACAGAUAAUGUGGUGUAUACUUUCCAGCAAAUGUUGCAGUCUUGGUUGGACCAAUAUUCCUGGGCUGGAAUCAAAAUUAUAGUUUCCUUCUAUGACAUAAAGCAUGGAUUAACCAGCACAGAUCUAUCCUAUAAUCUUAUCACUGUUUAUGGAAGUCAGUCGUUAGACUAUUACUUGAUGCAAAUCAUUUACAGUCAUUUCAUUGCACAAUCAAGACAACUGACAGUUAAUGGUACAGACUAUGAGAUAUUAGCAUUUAAAGUCUAUGAGACUUUUGAAGAAGCAAGACUUAACAUCAAUCCCAAAGUAUAUCAAAUGUGUCAGUCUAAUGGAAUAUGUCCAUCUAACAGCACUUGUUUAAACUCAGAGUUUCUGCCAAUCUGUCAAGUCAUUUGUGAUUAUGGCAUGUAUGCUGAAAAAGAACAUUGUGUGGCCUGUCCAUCUGGAAAAUCUACUUUAGUCCAAGGAGCUGAUUCGCAGCAUUACUGCAUUGAAAACUGCCAACCUGGUUACCACCUGACUUUUGAUAAACUGACCUGUGAGCCUUGUCCACAAGACAUGUACUGGAGUGAUGCAGAUAAAACAUGUCAUGUCUGUCCAUACACUUCAUACAACUCAACUUCUUGUCUUGAGGGAGAAGUGAGGGCUGUCAACAAUACACUUAUAAAUAUUGAGUUGAAUUUAACCAUUGUUACACCCAAAUGCCUGAAUAAAGACCCACAGUAUUUUAACAAUGUGAAUGAAAAAGAAUUGGUGCGACUCAUGAUCUCACAAAAUUAUUAUUCAAGAUUCUGUGUAUCAUACACUGGCUGUGGCAAUGUAAUUACCAACUAUGCUGGCACUGAAAUUUGUGUUCCAGACACUUCAUGCACUUUAAAUGGGACAUGUACACAAUACUACAGCCAAAUUCAACUUGGCGUUUAUCAUAUUGGAACCUAUGUACCAUCUUCAAGUCAGACCAAUAGCCAUGAUCAAAGUUCAGUAGAGGCACUAAUGGUGGCAUUAUAUGAUACUUCAAAAUUAUAUCAAUGGAUUCCAAUAAUGAACUACCAACCCAUUAGACUGGUGCAACCUUUUGAAAUCAAAAUAACUUCUAUAGAUGAUGUCAGCCAACAAGUGUUGUACGUAACAAAUAUCUGGUCAAGACAAAAUUACUGGACAGAUCAACUGCAGGUUUACAACACUAUAUUCCAAAAUAUACCAGAGUUUAUCAGCACCUAUUUACUUAGUAGCUACAGUCCAUCCUAUGACACAACCAUCUCUUAUUAUGAAAUUUGGCUCCGAAAAAAUGUGGAUGACCUUCUGAUUGAACGCAUGGCUAAAACUAUGGUAUUGUCCCAUGAAAAAUUAGGAGGCAAUCUAACAGGACCACUACUUUUAUACAAGACACAGCAAGAUAGAGCAGAUGGAAAGAUGGCCACCACUUGGAAAGAUGUAAUCAACAGUCUUUCAGUUGGCCAGUAUUUUUGUAGUGGAGGAAACUUUAUCCUUACUGAUAGAGGCAAUGGAUAUUUUGACUGUAUUGAAGCAUGUGGAAAGUGGACAUGGGGAGAAAACUGCACAGAGCAAUGCAACUGCACCAAAGGCAACACUGUGGUGUGUGAAAGAGAAAAAGGCUCAUGUAUCUGUACAUCCAACUUUGAGGGAUCAUCCUGUGAACAUCUCAUUGAUCGUUGUGCAUUGUAUUCUCCUUGUGAUGAACACUCUGAUUGCAUCAACCUUCUUACACAUUAUGAGUGUAGAUGCCAUGAAGGCUACAAGCAUAAUCCCUACAACACAAAUAUUUGUGAAGCAUGCAGUGGCUGGACAUUUGGCUCUGACUGUAACUCCUCAUGUAGUUGUCACACUGACAAUACAGAGAGCUGUGAUGGCUUGAUUGGAAACUGUACAUGUAAAUCUGGAUUUGAAUCAACAUUGUGUGAUGUUGACAUGAAUGAAUGUCUACAAAAAGUUAGCCCUUGUGCUGAAAACUUGCAGUGUUACAAUACAUAUGGAAGCUAUCUGUGUGUUGAAAACUUUGUCUACUCAAAAUUAACCUUAGCCCAAGCCAACUUAGGGAAUGACACAGAUAAUGUGGUGUAUACUUUCCAGCAAAUGUUGCAGUCUUGGUUGGACCAAUAUUCCUGGGCUGGAAUCAAAAUUAUAGUUUCCUUCUAUGACAUAAAGCAUGGAUUAACCAGCACAGAUCUAUCCUAUAAUCUUAUCACUGUUUAUGGAAGUCAGUCGUUAGACUAUUACUUGAUGCAAAUCAUUUACAGUCAUUUCAUUGCACAAUCAAGACAACUGACAGUUAAUGGUACAGACUAUGAGAUAUUAGCAUUUAAAGUCUAUGAGACUUUUGAAGAAGCAAGACUUAACAUCAAUCCCAAAGUAUAUCAAAUGUGUCAGUCUAAUGGAAUAUGUCCAUCUAACAGCACUUGUUUAAACUCAGAGUUUCUGCCAAUCUGUCAAGUCAUUUGUGAUUAUGGCAUGUAUGCUGAAAAAGAACAUUGUGUGGCCUGUCCAUCUGGAAAAUCUACUUUAGUCCAAGGAGCUGAUUCGCAGCAUUACUGCAUUGAAAACUGCCAACCUGGUUACCACCUGACUUUUGAUAAACUGACCUGUGAGCCUUGUCCACAAGACAUGUACUGGAGUGAUGCAGAUAAAACAUGUCAUGUCUGUCCAUACACUUCAUACAACUCAACUUCUUGUCUUGAGGGAGAAGUGAGGGCUGUCAACAAUACACUUAUAAAUAUUGAGUUGAAUUUAACCAUUGUUACACCCAAAUGCCUGAAUAAAGACCCACAGUAUUUUAACAAUGUGAAUGAAAAAGAAUUGGUGCGACUCAUGAUCUCACAAAAUUAUUAUUCAAGAUUCUGUGUAUCAUACACUGGCUGUGGCAAUGUAAUUACCAACUAUGCUGGCACUGAAAUUUGUGUUCCAGACACUUCAUGCACUUUAAAUGGGACAUGUACACAAUACUACAGCCAAAUUCAACUUGGCGUUUAUCAUAUUGGAACCUAUGUACCAUCUUCAAGUCAGACCAAUAGCCAUGAUCAAAGUUCAGUAGAGGCACUAAUGGUGGCAUUAUAUGAUACUUCAAAAUUAUAUCAAUGGAUUCCAAUAAUGAACUACCAACCCAUUAGACUGGUGCAACCUUUUGAAAUCAAAAUAACUUCUAUAGAUGAUGUCAGCCAACAAGUGUUGUACGUAACAAAUAUCUGGUCAAGACAAAAUUACUGGACAGAUCAACUGCAGGUUUACAACACUAUAUUCCAAAAUAUACCAGAGUUUAUCAGCACCUAUUUACUUAGUAGCUACAGUCCAUCCUAUGACACAACCAUCUCUUAUUAUGAAAUUUGGCUCCGGAAAAAUGUGGAUGACCUUCUGAUUGAACGCAUGGCUAAAACUAUGGUAUUGUCCCAUGAAAAAUUAGGAGGCAAUCUAACAGGACCACUACUUUUAUACAAGACACAGCAAGAUAGAGCAGAUGGAAAGAUGGCCACCACUUGGAAAGAUGUAAUCAACAGUCUUUCAGUUGGCCAGUAUUUUUGUAGUGGAGGAAACUUUAUCCUUACUGAUAGAGGCAAUGGAUAUUUUGACUGUAUUGAAGCAUGUGGAAAUUGGACAUGGGGAGAAAACUGCACAGAGCAAUGCAACUGCACCAAAGGCAACACUGUGGUGUGUGAAAGAGAAAAAGGCUCAUGUAUCUGUACAUCCAACUUUGAGGGAUCAUCCUGUGAACAUCUCAUUGAUCGUUGUGCAUUGUAUUCUCCUUGUGAUGAACACUCUGAUUGCAUCAACCUUCUUACACAUUAUGAGUGUAGAUGCCAUGAAGGCUACAAGCAUAAUCCCUACAACACAAAUAUUUGUGAAGCAUGCAGUGGCUGGACAUUUGGCUCUGACUGUAACUCCUCAUGUAGUUGUCACACUGACAAUACAGAGAGCUGUGAUGGCUUGAUUGGAAACUGUACAUGUAAAUCUGGAUUUGAAUCAACAUUGUGUGAUGUUGACAUGAAUGAAUGUCUACAAAAAGUUAGCCCUUGUGCUGAAAACUUGCAGUGUUACAAUACAUAUGGAAGCUAUCUGUGUGUUGAAAACUUUGGUGAGUAUCAGUGUGUUUUCUUUAAACAAUUACAACACAUGCAGCACUCUAUGUGAUUGGUUAGAAUUAACUGUGUGACAAAUGUUAAAGAAAAUGAAAUAUAAUUACCCCAUCAACAGUUGCAUUAUCAAGAAGUUAUCUCAUGACAUGUUCAAGUCCUAAAAGUGAGACUUU